CGUCGCUAGUUUUUUGACAGUGACACUGGAUUUGUUGUUCGAAAAGAUUUGCCAAAAAACAUGGAUGCUGCGCAAAGUGCAUGCAACGCGUCCGUCAGCCUGCAAGAUUGCGCGCAAACCAAGUCGAAGGUGCUGAAGAGACAGCGCUCGCGCUCGCCGGAGCUGUUGCGCUGCAAGCGGAGGCUCGCGUUUAACGGGCUGGGAUACAGCAUCCCGCAGCAGCAGCCCGUCGCGGUGGCGCGGCGCAACGAACGCGAGAGGAACCGCGUCAAACAGGUGAAUAUGGGAUUCCAGACGCUGCGCCAGCACGUCCCCAACGGCGCGGCCAAUAAGAAGAUGAGCAAAGUGGAGACGCUCCGCUCCGCGGUGGAGUACAUCCGCGCCUUGCAGCAGCUGUUGGACGAGCACGACGCGAUUUCUGCCGCGUUCCAGUGCGGCGUUCCGUCACCGACGCUCUCCAACGCGUACUCGGCCGAUCCUGAGUCGCCACACUCCUCCUAUUCGUCCGAUGAAGGGAGCUACGAGCACCUGAGCUCUGAAGACCAAGAGCUGCUGGACUUCACAACGUGGUUUGAUCGCUACUGA
Molecule: messenger RNA, 585 nt
Organism: Sinocyclocheilus grahami
Lineage: Eukaryota; Metazoa; Chordata; Actinopteri; Cypriniformes; Cyprinidae
Product: achaete-scute homolog 1b-like
Exons: 1
Coding region: 61-585 (174 amino acids)
Biological process (GO): regulation of neurogenesis; positive regulation of transcription by RNA polymerase II; sensory organ development
Cellular component (GO): RNA polymerase II transcription regulator complex
Molecular function (GO): RNA polymerase II transcription regulatory region sequence-specific DNA binding; protein dimerization activity; DNA-binding transcription factor activity, RNA polymerase II-specific
Source: RefSeq, a predicted model, not a curated record